This is a messenger RNA of Paramecium octaurelia, 582 nucleotides long. NCBI's taxonomy places the organism in Eukaryota, Ciliophora, Oligohymenophorea, Peniculida, Parameciidae. The record is from the annotation of a GenBank genome assembly.
AUGUUCAUAAUCACGGAAUAAUAACAUCUACUGUUGUAAAAAUUGGCCUAAACCCGUAAUGAUGAUAAAUAAAGACUAAUUAGCAAAUAAAGCAGAUCUCUCAGACCCUCGCUUUUCUUAAAUGAUAUAAAUAGCAUUGUAGAUAAUUCUUUGCCUACUAUUUAAUAAUAAAAAUAGGUCUAGCAUUAAGAAUUAUCUCACAAACCUGAAGAAAUCAUGUAAAUCUAGUCAGAACGAGAGUAUGUUAAACUACCUAAGAUUGGCAGAUUUUCUCAUCUUCGAAAAUCGACACAAACUGAAGUGAACGAAUUCUAAUUUUUGUCACAUCAGAAUUCUCCUAUUCGCAACAACUAAGAUACAUAGUAAUUAGAAAAAAAAUAUUUUUCGAAAACACCCUUAAAGAACACAGGAACUCUCUUUAUUCAAGGAAAUCAAAGCACAAAAAAAAAAAGUGUUAAAUUCAAUCCAUAAAUUGAAACAAUUAAUGAAGCAGGCUUGAUUGGCAGAGAAUUUAUCGAAAUUACUUAGAGACAAAGCAGAUUCAAAAAAUAAAGUGUUAAACUUCACACGCAAGUAAACUGA